Molecule: messenger RNA, 1530 nt
Organism: Rhododendron vialii
Lineage: Eukaryota; Viridiplantae; Streptophyta; Magnoliopsida; Ericales; Ericaceae
Product: metalloendoproteinase 1-MMP-like
Exons: 2
Coding region: 306-1388 (360 amino acids)
Biological process (GO): collagen catabolic process; proteolysis; extracellular matrix organization
Cellular component (GO): extracellular matrix
Molecular function (GO): metalloendopeptidase activity; zinc ion binding
Source: RefSeq, a predicted model, not a curated record
UAGGCAAAUUAAAGCAAAUUUAAAUAGAGCAUGUGGUUCACCCACCAUUACACCAUCAUCCAAAAGGCAGAAUCUGAAAUUGAAAAGCCACACAAGAAAGAAUCUCCCUAACUUCCCCCUCCAUUUCUUCAACCAUGUUACAAAAUGAUACUUUUAUAAUCUCACCCACCUUUGUAAUCCACCUAUAUAUAUAUAUAUAUGUCUUGUUUGUACUCCACAAAACUUUCUUUAGUCCCAAUUAAAAUCUUGGUCAAUCACUUCUCUAACCCAAAAACCUCCCAUCCCAAAAUAACUAACACACAACCAUGUUACCUUUUUUCAGUUAUAAUAACCAAUUUUCCCUCUCUCUCCUCCUCCUCCUCUUCUUCUCUCUCUUCUUUUCCCUCCCUCCUUCCGUUCCCGCCCGAAGCCUGUCCGACCCGUUCACCGAAAACGACCCGUGGCGCGGCUUCGCGAGGUUCGUCGAUGCCGGGAGGGGCAGCCACGUCAGCGGCAUGUCGGAGCUGAAGAAGUACUUUCAACGCUUCGGGUACCUCGAACCCGUGCCCGCGUCGAACCUAACGGAUUCGUUCGAUGCAGGACUCGAGUCGGCCGUCGAAGCUUACCAGAAAAAACUCGGCCUUGCCGUCACCGGAAGACUCGACCCCGACACCGUUUCGCAGAUCAUGUCGCCCCGGUGCGGCGUCUCGGAUGUGUCACGUACCAUGCACGUGACCCGGCACUAUAUGUAUUUCUACGGCAAGCCAAGGUGGAACCCCGUCGGGUCGGCUCCGAUCACAUUGACUUACGCUUUUGCGCCGGGGCACUCAAUUGGGAACUUACCCAAAUCGGACGUAGCAUCCGCUUUCGAGCGCGCCUUCUCGCGGUGGUCGUCGGUGAUUCCGGUAACCUUCAAGCCGGCGCAGGACUACUCCACGGCGGACGUCAGGAUCGGGUUCUACCGCGGCGACCACGGCGACGGGGAUCCGUUCGACGGGGUCCUGGGAAUACUGGGCCACGCCUUCUCGCCCCGGAACGGGAGGCUCCACCUGGACGGGGCGGAGACGUGGGCCGUCGAUUUCGGGUCGGAGAAGUCGCGGACGGCUGUGGAUCUGGAGUCCGUGGCGACCCACGAGAUCGGGCACGUGCUCGGGCUGGCCCACUCGCCGGUCAAGGAAGCGGUUAUGUACCCGAGUUUGAGUCCGAGGACGAGGAAGGUGGAUCUGAAGGUGGACGACGUGGAAGGGGUCCAGGCGUUGUACGGGUCGAAUCCGGAUUUCAAGUUCAGUUCUUUGUUGGAGUCCGAUACGUCAUCGUCUUCUUGUUGGGCCGUCGGGUUUGGAAGAAGCUGGCAUGGGCGGGCCAUUUAUUGGAUCGUGGUGGUUUUGGGAUUAGUCAUGUGGAUUUGAGAAAACCCUUUAUUUUAUUUAUUUAUUUAUUUAUUUGGGUAUGAUUUUUUGAUUGUAUUUCUAGCAUGUACAUAUUAAAGAUAUACUCACACACAGAAAAUAUAUCUUUGGUUUUUCAAUCUCAAUAAAUAUUGUUCAUGUU